CUCCAAGCUGUUCCCUCCAUUACAGCAAGCUCUCUAUUCUUGUCUCUGUCUGCUCAAACUUCUAUGCUUCUAUUACUCAUAACCAUUGAAAAUAUCACUAUUUAAGGCUUUCUUGAUUUAUUGAGCAUUAUCUCCAAUUUUCUUCUAAUCCCUGUAAUUAUCUUCAAGCUUUAUUCUCAUGGCUAGCAAUUCCAAAGCUGCAACAGAAGCAUUGAUGCCAAAGAAGCAUCAGGAUGCAGAAGCCAGCCCUGGAACCACAAAGAAACAGAUCCAAUCGCAAGCAAAAGCUGAGAAAAAGGUUCCUGUUGUUUAUUACCUGUCUCAAAAUGGAAAGAUUGAGCAUCCCCAUUUUGUGGAAGUACCUCUAUCUUCUCCUCAAGGACUUUAUCUAAGAGAUGUGGUAAAGACGCUAAACCUUCUCAGAGGUCAAGGCAUGGGUAGUAUGUUCUCUUGGGCUUCGAAAAGGAGCUACAAGAACAUUUUUUUAUGGCAAGACUUGUUAGAUGAUGACUUAAUAUACCCUUGUCAAGGCCAAGAUUACAUUCUCAAAGGAUCACUACUCUUAGAAACUUCUCUAAGUUUUCGAUCCAACGACUCGAUAUCAUCAUCAACCUCGAGACGUUCCUCGGAGAUGAACUCCUCUAGCAUUGAGGACUCUAAUUCUCCGGUCAGUAGAAGGAAAAAACAUUCAUGUUCAGUUGAUGUCAAUGAUGAACACAGAAUUUACAAGGCCAAAACCUCAGGAGAACUUACCAGAAAUGGCUCUAAUGUGUCAACACAAACUGAUGAUAAUCAAAUAAUAGAAAUGGAAGCUGAAGGACUGAGUACAAAGUCUAGUUCGAAAGCUUCUGGGAACUUGGAAAGUUCUGCAGAGGCUUAUAGGUCAAGAAAAAUUAGAAACCAGAAAGUUGGGAGAGAUCAUGACAAUCUGAAAAUGAACGAAAGGAAGCUUGUGAUGAAGUUGAUUGGAUGUGGAUGUGGAUCAAAGAGGUUCAAAGAUUUUCAGCAGAUGGAAAACAAGUAUUGCUGAUGAACAAGACUCAAAAGUUUUUGAGCAUGCUGAGUGAAGUUUUUAAAAUUUAUCUAACCUUGAAAAUAAGCCUUAAAUGUUGUGAUGUGAUACUUGAUUCUUCGUAUACGUGUACCGGAAAAAUAUAAAAAAGUACCCGUAAUUUCAUAAAUUUUCAAUUUUAGAAUACAUAAUUUAUUUCGAGAUUUAUAAUUUAAUUUUAUAAAAAAAUAAAAUUAAUCUUAACAUUCCUAUACAUAUAUCUUGUUUUUUUUUAAAUAGAGAUCGAAGGAAUAGAAUAUAAAAUCUCUCAAAUUUAUUCGGAUGCAAAAUAGAGAUCGAAGGAAUAGAAUAUAAAAUCUCUCAAAUUUAUUCGGACACACUUACCACCAGAUUAAAACAGUAAAUGACGUAUACA
This is a messenger RNA of Manihot esculenta (cassava), 1427 nucleotides long. RefSeq names its product protein SOSEKI 5. The record is from RefSeq and is a predicted model, not a curated record. NCBI's taxonomy places the organism in Eukaryota, Viridiplantae, Streptophyta, Magnoliopsida, Malpighiales, Euphorbiaceae. Bases 179 to 1030 code for a protein of 283 amino acids. The transcript has 3 exons.